UGGUCAGCUCGGUCGUUGAGUCCGCUUACUGGCUCUGGCAGGCGUUCCUAUGCUGUAGUCAGGCCGUGUUCCGCCAUGGAGUACUUGCAGAAGUAUCUGGAAGACUUGGAACAUGUCCCACCACAUUUAAGGCAAGAAUUUAAGAUAAUGCGGGACCUGGACCAGAAAGUGGAGGAAAUCAAGCAAGAAAUUCAACAGCGUACCACACAUCUGAUGCAGCAUGCUGCGGAAAUGACCAGAGACGAGCGCAUGGGGCAAAUGGAGCAAAUACAAAACUUAUUUAAGAAAGGAAAAGAAAUCAGUAAUGACAAGGUAUCUCGAGCCGAGAGCGCAUACGAACUAGUGGACAAACAAAUUCGUCGACUAGAUGCUGACAUGUUUGAAUUCAAGAAAGCCCUAGGUACGAGUUAUUCUUCUGAUUCAUUUUUUUUUCCAGCGGAGAAGGAGUUGAGGAAGGUGAAAAAGUCGCGUAAUAAGGGAGAACAAGAACCGGUUGUAUCACCCAAAAUCCCUGCAACUGCAGCCCUGGCCCUCGCCUUGACUAACAACCCGGGGGAAGUCUUGGAUAUGCCCGUCGACCCCAACGAACCAACCUAUUGCGUGUGCCAGCAGGUCUCCUAUGGUGAGAUGGUAGCCUGUGACAACCACGAUUGUCCAAUCGAGUGGUUCCAUUUUGAUUGUGUUGGUUUAGUCAAUAAACCUCGGGGUAAAUGGUACUGCCCACAAUGUACCGCAGAAGAUUACCACACCUCAGUUCUUGAGUUGUUUCGUUUUCUUCGUUUGCGCCUGCUCGCUUGCCAGCAUUUUAGCAUAGAAUGUUCUGCUCACAGUCUUACAGCUGAAGUGCACGCAUUUCGAAGAAAUAUGCGUCGCAGUGCCGGAGUUCGUGCUCCUUUUAAAUCCCCUUUGAGGACAAGGAAUACUGACAACGCUCCUGUUGUGCCUACGACUUUGAAGGCUGAGCUUCCUGGACCGAUUCAUACCGAAAUCAAGCGGAAAUCUGAGGUGAACGAUGAAACGGACUUGCAGCAGGAGAUUGAACGGUUGACAGCAAAAUUAAUGGAAGGUCGAAACGAGCCUCUGGAUGUUGAAAAGGAGUUAGCUCUCUGGCGAAAUCGCAUGCACGCAUACAACGAAGCAAAAGACGCAUGUUUGCAACUCUUUGGACGGUUGGCUCACGUCAAGGGCUGUCUAGUACGUGACCUGUACAAAGAAUACGGGCUAGACCUAACAGAUUGAAGUCCGAUGGAUUUCUGCGUGCAUUUUGCUCCUGUACAUAUAAUUAUUUCAUCCUGCGGUUUAUCACAUUGGGUCUGAUUUCGGCGUGGCUGGAGACUGGCUUUAAGCAACGAAUGAUGAUAACCGAAUAAAUUGGUCGGCAACAUCAUAACGUACCUGAAAAAUGAUGUAAUAAUAACAAUGAUG
Messenger RNA from Opisthorchis viverrini, 1425 nucleotides. RefSeq lists its product as hypothetical. The coding region runs from base 76 to 1239 and encodes 387 amino acids. The record is from RefSeq and is a predicted model, not a curated record. Gene Ontology annotation, biological process: regulation of DNA-templated transcription. NCBI's taxonomy places the organism in Eukaryota, Metazoa, Platyhelminthes, Trematoda, Opisthorchiida, Opisthorchiidae. The transcript has 5 exons.